UAAAAAUGAAACAUACAACUAAUGAACAAGUUGAGUAGUUAAAUAUGACUCAGGUUGAUCUUUGGUAUUUUACCAUUCAGUCAGAUUAGAGUGAUCAAAUCACCGAACGACUGUUGUAUUUGUCUGGCAUCGAGCCAGCUCAUUAAUGGUGUAGUCGAAAAAUUUCAGCUGAUACAACUGAAUUAGUUCAAAUCACCUGACUUAAUCUGGCUAUCUGAUUUGCAUGAAUAGUUAUGCCUGAAAUAGAAUCAAUCAAUCUAGCUAGCUGACUUUACGCACCUGUACACACUGAAUAGCAUGAUCGAUAUUCAAACGAUUUACAAGUUGCUUCAUCCACGUUGACAAUAGUCAAAGCUGAGUACAUUUUCAACUCUCCAACAAUGGUAUCUGCAUCAUUGCCUUCUAAUUACUCAAGUUAUUCACUAGUAAUACAUCUCGUUAGUUCAGGACAUUUCCGUAUCAGAGAAUACAUCAUGUGGAGUGGUUUCCGACGUCAAUUCUGUUGAUACCACAGUCAAAUGGCAGUUGAACAGCUACUCACCUGUAUGAAAUGUCAGUGUGGAUCGUGAACAAUCUGUAAAUCAUUUACAAAUUGAUCAUCCUAUUUCGAGAUGAUACUAAUUUCAGAAGACAACUGGAAAAUAUGAAUAAAUCUCAGACAGGAACAGGUUAUGUACUUGGUAUUGUAUGUGCUAUACUAUGGAGUAUUAUCCUAAUUAUUAUUGGAUGCUGUACAUGUCGUCGACGUAAACAUUUUAAAAAAGAUUCAGAAACUUUAAUCUAUCUUGCACCUAUACAAGAUAAUCAUAUUUUAAAUACAUCCAGAGAAAAUGUUGAAAUUCACUCAGUUAGACGAACUUCAGCAAAAUCAACAUUUCAACGAACACGUGAACGUUUACAAUCGAAUUGGAUAUGUCUUGCUAUACAAUUUGGAUUAUUAACUAUUUUAACAAUUUUAUUAGGUACAGGUGUAAUAUUAGGAUUUACUGUUUCUAGUCAAUUUCAUACAAAUUUAGUUACAACAUCAAUUCAUGAAGAAUCUAUUGAACAUUUAUUAACUGUUAAAGAGUUAGAGAAGAAUAAUUCUCAAAAGGGUCAUAUUAUUCCACAAAUAUUAUAUGGUUUAGCUCAAGUCAAAGCUUAUGCUAAUGAAUUUGUACCUCAGACUAAAAUUGAUAUUCAACCUGUUGUCAAAGAAUUAAUUAUGUCUACUGAAGUGAUGCAAAAUCGUAUGACAAAUGAAUUCAAUACAAUAUUUUUUAAUGAUAUUGGUAUAACUGAAGCUUUUCAACUUGGUGAUAUACUUGGUGAACAUGUUGUUACCUUAAUGACAAAGUAUUUAUCUAUUGUACAAUUGAAUAAUGCAUUCAAGUAUACAUUUGAUGUAUUCAAGGUAGAAUUUCAAUCAUGGCUACGUUUAAUCAAUAUUGAUAGUAUGCAAAAUGAUUAUAAUUGUAUUGGAGAAUGUAGUAUUCUACGAUCAACAUUUAUUAAUAAUAUUUCUAUACGAUCUGAUUCAUUUAUGCCAGAAAUAAAUUUUGCUAUCGCUUUAAAAUUUCUUACAACUGAUCGAAAUCAAACACCUGAAAGUGUACAAGCUCAAUUGAAUCAUGGUAAAGAAUUAUCAAAUAGUCAAUUAGACAAAACAAAAGCUUUAAUGGCUAAAUAUAUUAAUGUACCAGAAUCUAUAGAGAAUAUGACAGAACAACAAUGGGAUAAUAUGACACCUCAAUUAAAUAAAGUUAUUACAAAAAUUGAUAAUAUUUUUAUGAUAAUUAAUCGAUUAAUUAUACCAAAAAUUGUUAUAUCAUCUAAUUUAUUUUUAACAUUAAAUUUAUUCUAUUGGUUCAGCAUAUUAUUGAUUACAAUUGGUCUUAUCUGGUUAAUUAUUCGAUAUCAUUUUAUACCAAUUGAAAUGAAGGUGAAUACACGAAAUCGUGUAUACCUUGGCUUAACUAUCAGUUUAUUCAUUUUGGCAUUGAGUAUCAUUUUAGCUUGUUUCUUCUAUUUAAUUGGUGGAUAUCUAUACACUGAAGGUUGUCGUUAUAUAAAUCCUGAAGAAAAUAUUAUUCAUAAUAAUACACAUUAUGAUAAUAGUGAGAAAACAAUAUUCCCUAUUGAUAAAUAUAUUAAUGACUUUAUUAAUCAUAAUUGGUUAGCAAUUGUUUCAUUGUUUAAAAAAUUUUCACAUAUGCCUAUACCACAUAUACGUAGUCCAAUUUAUGGUAUUCUAUAUAAUUGUCGUAAAAAUCAAGGGAUUCUAGAAGCAUUUGAUAGUAUAAAAGAUUUUGAUAUGAAAGCAUUAAAUGAUCCAGAAAUGUUGAAACGAUUUAGUCAUGUUGGAAAACAGAUCAUGAUUGAUUCUUUACGAUCAAUUAAUGUUGAUGAAAUAUUCCCUAAACAAACUGAUGAUAAUUUAGCCAUGGCAUCACGUUUAGAUGAUUUUAUUGUAAAUUAUAAUGAUGUACGAUUAAAACUUCCUAAAUAUUAUUUAACUAUUCAACAAUCAUCAUUAGAUCAGUCUGGUAAUUAUAUUCCAUGGUCUAUAAAUGAUAUGUGGAAUGUAUGGGAUGCAUACUAUAGUGAUAUAUUAAGUUAUCAUUUAUCUGUAGAACAAAUGAAUCGAUUAAAUACUGCUACAGAGAAAGUACGAACAAUAUUGACUCAAUUAGAUAAUAUAAUUUCACAGAUUGAUAGUAAUUUAACAGUUUUAUCUGGAUUAAAAAAAAUUGGUCCACAUGUUGCUAAGCUACAAAAUAAACUAAUCACCUUGAAAAAUAUUAUGAAUAAUAAAACAUAUUUAAUUGAUCGUGCUAUAGAAUUAUUUGAUCAACAUAUUCAACGUAAAACACCUGAAGAAGCUGAUAAAUUGAUUAUGAAAUAUGGACCAAAGAUAAUGUCUAAAGUGGGUCAAUGUCAUCGACUGUAUGAUGCUGCUGUGAAUAUCAAUAAUGCUAUAUGUGAUCAAUUUGUUAGUGUAUUGAAUGGCUUUUGGUUUCUAAUAGGUUGGAUCACUUUAAUCGGUACGCUAAUGAUCCUAUUCAGUUUAAUACUUUUAAUGCAUAAACCACCGAUGACUGAGAAAUCUUAUCAUAAAAAAGUUACACGUACAAAGAUCAAAUCGAAUAAAACUACAGUAACAGAGAAUCCCAAUGAAUUGGAAGCUAUGAACAACUCCCAACAACCUGUUGAUAAAUCAUUCUGA
Molecule: messenger RNA, 3205 nt
Organism: Heterobilharzia americana
Lineage: Eukaryota; Metazoa; Platyhelminthes; Trematoda; Strigeidida; Schistosomatidae
Source: the annotation of a GenBank genome assembly